Messenger RNA from Cydia amplana, 1515 nucleotides. RefSeq lists its product as uncharacterized. The transcript has 3 exons. NCBI's taxonomy places the organism in Eukaryota, Metazoa, Arthropoda, Insecta, Lepidoptera, Tortricidae. The coding region runs from base 1 to 1515 and encodes 504 amino acids. The record is from RefSeq and is a predicted model, not a curated record.
AUGACGACGUACUCAAUACGGUUGGACGACGUGGACCUGGCUCUGCUGCCCCUGCGCACCCAUAACAACGACUUCCUGAAGAAGGAGCACUUCCACUUCCAAGUCAUCAAGGAGUGCACAGAAGUUCCAGAACUGUCAGACGUUAGCUACACAUGCCACAUAUGCGCCAUCGACGUGCCGGCCGCGUUCGCUCGCGAGCACAACGCGAGCGUCAAGCAUCAAACGAACGCGCGCAUCGCUCGCGUGGCCUCGCUGCGCGCGCACGCGCUCAUCUCCGCGCUCCCCCCACCCCUCGCCGCGCAGACUGGGCGCUUCUGCACAAACUGCGCGGCAGUCGUUGAUGAAGACCAUGAAAAGACAAAAGAACAUCGAGUCGCUGUGAUGCAUGAUAACCUGCUCUGUGAGCUGAUGAAAGCAUACGUUGGUGAUGAUGAUGAAUCAGAUCAUAAUGCUGAUAACAAGGUUGAUAAAAUAGGAAUUAGUGGUAAGAAAGAUGAAAAAGACUUUAAAAUUGUUGAAGAGAAUAAUAAUAUUAAUGACGCCGUCGUAACUCCAACGUCAAAACUCCAAUCAGAAGCUAGCAUAGAUAAUGUAGUAAGAAAAGUCAAUGCAAAUUGUACCACCAAUGAUACAGGCUCAGAAAGUAAAGAUGAAGAUUUUAGUAAAGUAGAUACUCCUAAAAAUAACAUGAACACCAACAAAAAUGAAAAUAAUCCACCUGCAAAUUCAGUUUUGCCUACAUCAAGCGGUUGGAUUAAAACUAAAACACUUCCUCAAACUAAAGAUGUGACAGAAAAUGGACCAGCUCAAAAUGAGCCUAGUACCUCGACGAAAACCGGAAAAGAAACUGUGGAACAGAAAGCAAAAUCAGCAAGGGAGCCCUACGAGAAAGAGCUGCGCAAAUUUAUGGACACUAAAAACCAAUUCCAAAUUAAAGAAUCGUAUUCCAGAGUACAUAUAAAGAUAAAUGACGACACUGUUAACGUUUAUAGUGAUCAUUUCCACAGCUUUCACAGAGUGUACAGAAAUGGUGACAUUGAAUGCAUAGUUUGCGAUAGCACUUUCAAUGAAAAAGAUUCUGAAGCACACAAAUACAGUCUGGAUCACAUGAGUGGUGUUGUUAAAAUUGGAAAUGACGGAGAAUAUGUGAGAAAGGUAAACGAAGCAUACAGCCACUGCAUUCUGUGCAACCAGAAGAUCAACAACCUAAACGUAACAAAACACAAGCAAUCACAUCAUCACAAUUUACGAAAAACAAACAAUAUCAGAAGCGGCAAACCGAAAGAAGCGGCUACGGCCGAAAGAAACAACGAAAACACAAGUAAAACGACCACAACUGAAAGAAAUGAUAAAAAUAAUGUAACAGUUGAUGUAAAUGAGCCUUAUGAAGAAAUAAAAGGAGAACUGCGGUGUCUGGUAUGCGAAUGCAGAGUACCAAAGGAUGUACGCAAUAGAGAAGACCAUUUAAAAGGAUUUAGACACUUGAAUAACCUGAAAUUGAAGUCUCUGCUGUAA